AUGAAGAGCUUUACCGUCCUCCUUCCCUUGCUACUCCUGCUCGCCGCAGACGCCCGCCCUGCAUGCGGGGACAAGUCCAAAGGCCGUCCCGCUGGCGGGGUGCAGAAGGGCAAUGCUCGACCGCGACCCACUCCUGACGCUGGCGCUCCUCCUAUGGCCAACCCGGCACCGCCAGCCAUGUCCCCCGCCGCGCCUGCGCCCGCUGAGGCCAAACCCCCUGCGGCCGGGGCUGACCCAGCGGACGCCAACGAGAAUGCCGCCAAGCCCAAGCCCAGCGCCGCUCCGGCAGCCGCCCCGCCACCUCAGGCUAUGCCGGCUGCAGGCGGUGGUGGAGUCUCACCCGUCGGUCUCGCCAUCAACGGCGACUCCAAGGCAAACGUAGCCUCCUUUGGCGGCAAGAUCGGCUGGUACUACAGCUGGAACAUGAACACUCUCACCGGUACGGACGGUCUCGAGUUUGUGCCUAUGGUCUGGGGCAAAGAUGCGGCCAACGCGUUCGAUGGGAAGAUUCCUGGCGGGUCAACUCAUAUCCUCGGCUUCAACGAGCCCGACAUUGGCAGAGAGUUUGGCGGCUCCUCUAUGAGCGCGGCCGAGGCGGCACCGCUCCAUCAAAAGUGGACUGCCAAGGUGCCGCAAGGGGUCAAGAUCGGUGCGCCCGGUGUAGCAAGAGGAGGGAAUAAGUGGCUAAAGGACUUCAACAGCGCUUGUGGCGGCAAGUGCAAGUAUGACUUCACACCGGCUCAUUGGUAUGGAACCAAUGCGAACGAUAUGAUCAAGGAUAUCAAGACAUUUCACUCAGACUUCAACGCCCCCAUCUGGCUCACCGAAUGGGCUUGCCAUGAUUAUGGAACUGGAAAGAUCUGCAAUGUCGACGAGGUCAAGGCCUUCAUGACGACCGCUAUCAAAUGGUUCCGGAGCGACGAGGGCAAGCAGAUUGUCGAGCGGUGGUCGUAUUUCGGCGCGUUCCCUAAUUACGCCCAGACCAACGCGAAUGGGCUCGAGAACAUGGACGGUACCGCAAACGAGGUUGGAAAGCUGUACGGAAGCUUGUAG
This is a messenger RNA of Dioszegia hungarica, 1053 nucleotides long. Its product is annotated as glycosyl hydrolase catalytic core-domain-containing protein. Gene Ontology annotation, biological process: fungal-type cell wall polysaccharide metabolic process. Lineage: Eukaryota; Fungi; Basidiomycota; Tremellomycetes; Tremellales; Bulleribasidiaceae. The coding region runs from base 1 to 1053 and encodes 350 amino acids. The transcript has 6 exons. Gene Ontology annotation, cellular component: fungal-type cell wall. The record is from RefSeq and is a predicted model, not a curated record.